GGGAGGGGAUGCUAUGUGUGUUGACUGAUGCUUCACACUCUUUUUUUGAUGCGACGCAGCCUCAAGCCUGAAGACAGAGCACACGUGGAGGAACCUGGGUGCUGGCCACUGACAUUUCAGGUGCUGAUCCACGAGGCAAGAUGUCAUGUCUGAGCGGAAAAGCUAUAAGGCGCCAACAGCCCACAGAGGGAUGAAUCACAGAGGAUGAAAUAAUGUGUUUCCAUUGGCAAGAUCUGACGACUAAAACUUCUGAAUCCUAAGGAUGCCACGUUCUUGGGAUUGAAUACAGUUUGAAACAGUAAACCAGCGCUGGACACACUCUUUAACUUCACUCAAAGAACUAAAUCCUCCUUGCCAUAAUGGACAGCAUCGACGCUCAAACACACCUAAUUCAAGCUUCCUGUUGGUUUAGCGGGUAGCUUGUCUUGACAGUUAAUAGUAAACAGCUCUCGGCUUAAGAUGAACUUUGCCAACCACAGCUGUGAAAAUGAAGAUCUCCGGACGUACCAGCACCACCUGUAUGCAGUGGUGUACAGUGUGAUCUUAGCACCGGGCCUGCUGGGUAAUGUGCUGGCGCUCUGGGUGUUCAAGGUUUACAUCAGAGAAACCAAGAAGGCUGUGGUGUUCAUGAUGAACCUGGCUGUGGCUGACCUGCUGCAGGUGCUCUCUCUGCCCCUGCGGAUCUACUAUUACCUAACCAACAGCUGGCCCUUUGGUCACCCUCUCUGCAUGAUCUGCUUCUAUCUCAAGUACGUCAACAUGUACGCCUCCAUCUACUUUCUGGUGUGUGUCAGCGUGCGUCGCUGUGAGCUCAUCAUGCGUCCGCUGAGGUACAAGUCAUCCAGGCGAAAAGGAGACCUGAUAAUAUGUGCCCUCGGCUGGCUGUUAGUCUGCCUGUGCUGCCUGCCCUUCCCUUUGCUGAGGAACCCCAGCAAUAAACGGGAACCAAAUUCAAGUCUCUUCACCUCAGAAGCCAGACCUGUAAUGGUGUGUUUCUCAGAGCUGCCCAUGAGGACUGUCAGUGUUCCAGCAGCCUGGGCUCUGCUGAUCCUCGCGGAACUGCUGGGCUUCAUCAUCCCUAUCAUCCUGGUGUUAGCCUGCACAUGUCUGACUGCUGGCAGCCUGCGUGAGUCCACAGCGUGGGCAAUUCCUGACCGAGGAGAGAAGCGGAGGGCAUUAAGGAUGGUGCUUAGCUGUGCUGUGGUCUUCCUAGUGUGCUUUGUUCCUUACCAUGUCACCAUGCCUCUGGACUUCCUGCUUAAAGCCAACACCCUGAGCAGCUGCGCCCUCAGGAAAAUGAUUCUGCGAUGUCACCCCAUCACCCUCUGCCUUGCCAGCCUGAACUGCAGCCUCGACCCACUCAUGUACUAUUUCACAACUGAUGAAUUCUGGAGGCGACUGAGCAAGCCAGAGGUACCUGAGAGCCUGACUUUCAGCAGGCGCCUGUCCUGUAUAACUGGAGGAGAGGACGAGGACUAGACUCUCAAAGCUCUUAUUGAUGAAGGACCAGCAGUUUGAUCUCAACCGCUAAAUCCUGAGAUCUAUAUGCACUCCUUAAAAGUAGGGAAAUAUAAAAACUAUAAUUUAAAUAAGCAGGGUCUAGCUGCAGAGCUCCAGGCUCGGGCCCACCUCCUCUGUCGGACCCUUUCUGGUCCAGAGCUCGGAGAAGGAAGUGACGUCUGAAAUUGUGUACGCCAGAGAAGAUCAUCAGGAUACGAUAGCAUGCUUUCAUUAGAUAGAAUAAGCGCAUGGCCUCCACCAAUAACAAUAAGACAAACAAUACAACUGUAACAUUUUGAUACAACUGUGAUUCAUAAAGUUAGGUAACAUAAAGUUAAACGGCAAAUAACUUGUACUAUCCUUAUGAGUUUGCUAAGGUUAGCGAGCUAUUUUAAUGUCAAUAGCAAACAAAUGUUAUCUUAAAUGUUUCAUUAAGCUUUUUGCUUAUCGUUAGUGGUGGAGGUUGUGUGGCAGACGUGAUAAAAUGUAUUAAAUAUAUGCUCAGUAGGCUACGUUAUCUAUUGACGAUAAGUGCAAUAAAACUAUACACUGCUCGAUAGAAUAGUGUCAUAGAACCAUUAUUUAUUCAUAUGGAAGCGAAUAAACACACAUGAUUUUGGGUCCCAGCGCCAAAGGUGUGCCCGAGCCUGGAGCUCUGCUGGGGGGCGCUAUUGGAAAAUAUGGGAGGAAGUUUCAAAAUGUGAAUUGUUUUUUCUAUUAAAUUUUAAUAAAAGAUGUCUGUUCUUUUUAAA
Molecule: messenger RNA, 2252 nt
Organism: Cottoperca gobio
Lineage: Eukaryota; Metazoa; Chordata; Actinopteri; Perciformes; Bovichtidae
Gene: gpr174
Product: G protein-coupled receptor 174
Exons: 4
Coding region: 460-1479 (339 amino acids)
Biological process (GO): positive regulation of Rho protein signal transduction; phospholipase C-activating G protein-coupled receptor signaling pathway
Cellular component (GO): plasma membrane
Molecular function (GO): G protein-coupled receptor activity
Source: RefSeq, a predicted model, not a curated record